This is a messenger RNA of Cordyceps fumosorosea ARSEF 2679, 2598 nucleotides long. RefSeq names its product Taurine catabolism dioxygenase TauD/TfdA. Gene Ontology annotation, cellular component: tRNA-intron endonuclease complex. Gene Ontology annotation, biological process: tRNA splicing, via endonucleolytic cleavage and ligation; tRNA-type intron splice site recognition and cleavage. Gene Ontology annotation, molecular function: oxidoreductase activity; nucleic acid binding; tRNA-intron lyase activity. The record is from RefSeq and is a predicted model, not a curated record. Lineage: Eukaryota; Fungi; Ascomycota; Sordariomycetes; Hypocreales; Cordycipitaceae. The transcript has 5 exons. The coding region runs from base 1 to 2598 and encodes 865 amino acids.
AUGAGAGGCCUGUGGGAGCAGGGCUUUUUCGGCAAAGGUAGUCUAAGUCGAAGUGAGCCAAACUGGCUACGGCGCGAACUCGUCCGCAAGGGUCUGGACGAGACACAUGUCAGUGAAAUUCACACAAACCAAAGGCGACAAGAACGUGCCGAGGCGAAAUGGGAACGCGCCAGGCUCGAGCAGGAGGCCAUCCGUCAAACAAAGCUCAACGAAUCGCAAAAGGCGGCUGCUGUGGUUGACGCGGCUGCCAGCAUCGUCGCUCCCGUCGGCCCGGCCGAGCUUCUAGCGCUCCCCAACUCCCUUCCCAAUAUCAAAUCGACAAAGGCGAAGUCACCAACGACGUCGAUUCUUGUAAAUGGUGACUACCUAGCACCGCCCCCCGAGCCUACGCUCAUCGAGCAGCUGGCCGGCAUCACCUUUGAGGCCGGAACCAACGGGUCUGCGACGGCUCCCCAGACACCAGCAUCACGCUCUCGCGGGAGCUCGACAGUUUCCCAGGACGGCUCUGAGAAGCGACAAAAGAGCGUUCGAUUUUCUCCCAAAAUCGACUCCACCACAUUCGAUUUUGCAGAUCCCCCAAGCUUCAACGCCACAUCGGAGGGAAGGCAUCCUGAGCCAUCAACCCCCCGUAACGACGACUUGCCGACGACAGAAGUCAACCCUACCGAAGUAAUUGUCAACAAGGAGCAUCUUCAACUCACUUCGGAAGAGGCUUUUUUCCUCAAAUUCGGUUUCGGCGCUCUCUCUAUUAGCGACCCUCACUCGGGGUUGGACUUGUCGACAAUGGACAUAUUGCGGUUAUUUCGUGAAUACUCCUAUUCUCCGCCGCGAAAUGGCCCGGACGCUCCCGACCUGCAGCCAGAUGACAACUUUUUGGUACAUUACGUCGUGUAUCAUCACUUUCGCUCACUGGGUUGGGUCCCUCGCGCGGGCAUCAAAUUUGGAGUCGACUGGCUGCUCUACAAUCGUGGCCCAGUGUUUGACCACGCUGAAUUUGGCCUCAUAAUCGUUCCAUCAUACUCGGAUCCCUGGUGGAGCCUGGUGCUCGUGUACGUGGACGUACCGCCGCCGCCCGUUUUCGACGACGCUAUCGCAACAGGCCUGACGGAUGCACUGAAGCUAUAUAAAGUUCAUCUUGCGCGAUUUCCAGUUGACUUCUUCCAGCUGCAAUUUUUCCAGUACAGCAAAGAUGGGUGGCCGGAAAUGCUCUCACCCGGGCGAGCCUUGAUGCGCCGGGUGCCCCGGCUCCGGGUUGCCUUGACCACUGUCCGGCAGAACUCGAGCAAUGAGGUGGCGUCGCAGCCUCUGAGCCAGCAUGAGCAACCUGUGAGCCUGGGCUCGGACUCAGCCGGCGGCGAAACAACUGCGCUGUGGCGUCUAAAGGAACUCCGCCAGCAGCAAGGGCACCACCGGCAGGUGCUCGUCGCCCGUGCGGGCCUGGCCACGGGGCCGCUCUCCUAUGAGCAGCACAGCGACCGCGUCAUCGUACGCUCACAGGACGGCGGUGCCUCCGUGACACUCGACGCCGCCGCGCUCCGCGACGGCUGCCAGUGCGUGGUCUGCAAAGACCCGUCGUCCGGGCAAAAGUCCUUUGCCUCGGUCGAGAUCCCCGCAGACAUCAGCGUCGCCGGCGUCCACGAGACGGCCGACGGCCUGGCCGUCCGCUUUCGCAACGACAUUCCGCGCUUCGCGGCGCACGAGACCACGGUGCCGUGGGAGGCGCUCGAGGUGGCCCUCGGCGCGCGCCGCGCCACCGACACCGAGGAGAUCCCGCCCGUAUUCCGCGCCGUGCGCGCCCGCGCGGGCAUCACCCUCUGGGACAGCGCCUCGAUCACGCAGCAGGCGCGGGCCGUCGACUACGCCGCCUUCAUGGCCGGCGGGGACGCGCUCUGGGCGGUGGUACUGGACCUCGUGCGGCUCGGGCUCGUGCGGCUGACCGGCGUGCCGCGGGAGGAGGGCUCGGUCACGCGCAUCGCGACGCGCAUCGCCAACAUUCGCGAGACCUUUUACGGGCGCACGUUUGACGUGCGCGCCAAGCCCAACGCAGAGAACGUCGCGUACACGGCGGGCCGCCUCGGCCUGCACCAGGACCUGCUGUACCUCGACCCGCCGCCGCGCAUCCAGAUCCUGCACUGCCUCGACAACUCGUGCGCCGGCGGCGCCUCGCUCUUCAGCGACGGCGAGCGCGCCGCCGCUAUGCCCAGCGCCGCCCCGUGCUGCGGUGCGACGAAGGCGGCCGCCUGGACACCGUCUUCUGGUCGCCGCCGGGCGCGCGCGUUCGAGGCGCUCAUCAACGGGCCCGCGGCCGUGCACGAGGUCAAGAUGCGGCCGGGCGAGUGCGUGCUGUUCGACAACCUGCGCGUCAUGCACGGCCGCACGGCGUUUGAUGCGGCCGGCGGGGGCAGCAGGUGGCUGCGGGGCGCGUACAUUGCGCAGGAGGACUUUGUGAGCGUGGCGACGCAGAUUCCGCGCCGGCUGCUACAGAGGGGCGACCCCGUGGACGAGACGGUGUGGUACGAGGAGGAGUACGAGAAGAAACUGCGAGCCCACAAGCCGUGGGCGGCGGAGGUGCAGGCGGUCACCGGGGAGGUGGUGUAA